Amyelois transitella is the source of this 1283-nucleotide messenger RNA. RefSeq lists its product as uncharacterized. The transcript has 2 exons. Bases 1 to 1176 code for a protein of 391 amino acids. The record is from RefSeq and is a predicted model, not a curated record. NCBI's taxonomy places the organism in Eukaryota, Metazoa, Arthropoda, Insecta, Lepidoptera, Pyralidae.
AUGAACAGUCUUGUGUUAGAAGGAUUUUUAACUGUGUGCGAUGUAAUACAAGAAGUUUUGAGGAAAAAAUUGAAAAAUAGGAGUACAAAGAGAAAGAGAGUGUGGAUAACACCUCUAUUAAGUCAACGGUCUUUGUUAGGAGCGUCAGUGUUGUUGUGUAAUGAAUUCAAAACUGACGAUGAUUUUUUAUUAUUUUUUAGAAUAGAUAAAAACCAAUUCGAAUGGUUACUGAAUGAAAUAUCUCCGAUUAUAGAAAAACAAAACAGUACAUUCAGAGAGUGUUUAAACGCUAAAAUAAAACUACAAAUAACUUUACGUUUUUUAGCAACAGGCGAUUCUUACAAAAGUCUUGAGUUCUUUUUUAGAGUUUCUGACAGUGCUAUAAGUUUAUUUAUUCCAGAAGUAUGCGAUGCCAUUUCUGAGACGUUAAAGUCAUUUAUCGAGAUCCCGAAAACAGAAGAAGAUUGGCUUAAAAUCGCUAAAGGUUUCGAAUUGAAAUGGAAUUUCCCAAUUUGUAUUGGAACACUUGAUGGUAAACAUAUUGUGAUUAAGGCGCCACCAAACACUGGGUCAGAUUUCUUUAAUUAUAAAAAAAAUUACAGUAUAAUAUUAUUAGCUUGUGUAGAUCACGAUUAUUGUUUUACGUAUAUUGACAUUGGUGCAAAAGGCAGAGAUUCAGACGGCGGUGUUUUUGAUCAUUCUCCCUUGAAAACGGCAAUUGAUAACAAUGCUCUUAAUAUUCCUGAAAGAUACGUGUUCGUAGCUGAUGCUGCAUUCCCACUCAAAAAUUACUUAAUGAAACCUUACCCGGGUCAUGAUCUUACUGUUGCUGAAAAAAUAUACAACUAUCGACUAUCGAGGGCUCGGGGGAUUGUCGAAAACGCCUUUGGCAUAUUGGCUUCGCGAUUUCAAAUAUUUGGAAAACAUAUCAAUUUACAUAUUGGAAAUACGGAGAAAGUCGUGAAAACAUGCUGCUGUCUUCAUAAUUGGCUGCGUAAAACAUCCCCUGCACAUGCACACUUUGCAUAUUCAAAUACCUGGAGAUCUAAUUUUCUAUCAUUUGUUGAAGAAAACAAUAUGGACUGUAGUGAAGCAAGACAAAAACGAAAUGCUUUACGUGAUUUUUUUAACAGUGAUACUGGCGCUGUUUCUUGGCAAACAAAUUGUCUUCAAUAAAUAAAUAAAUAAAUAAUAUGUAAUUACUGUGUUAAUUUAAGUGAAUAAACUUGCUUACCAUAUUUGUAUUUGUAUGUCUUUUACAUGUAUAUGUCCUCAAAAAUCCA